AUGGAGCAACUCGCAGCCUGGGACCGAGCCAGACACGCCCGCCUAUUUGACGGCUCUGUUGGCGGCGUUGUCAGCUUCUCCCUGCAAGGAUCCGCCGGUGUUUAUUUGGCACCAAUUAAGCUGGGAUUCCCACCUAAAGAGUUCAAGGUGCUGAUUGAUACCGGGAGUGAGGUGUUGUGGGUUAAGUCGAAUGCUUGUGCUAACUGUCCACGCUAUAAUCGUCUCGGGAUGCCGCUUAAUUUCUUUGAAUCGGCAGCCUCAUCCACUGCUGGGUCGCUUUCCUGUUCGAAUCAGUUUUGUGCAGCAGUUGCCAGAACCGCCGCAACUCAUUGUGUCUCUCAUCAAUGCUCAUACACAAUCCAAUAUGCAGAUGGGAGUGGAACAUCGGGCCUUUAUAUGACAGACAAGUUUUAUUUGAGUUCCAUCUCACCGGACUCAAUGGUCGCCUCCUCCUCGGCACUUGUUGUCUUUGGUGUCAGCACCUACCAGUCGGGUGCCUUGGUGGAUACUUACAAUGAAUUUGAUGGAAUCUUUGGAUUUGGUCGAGGGAUAGUCUAUACUCCCCUUGUCCCAUCACAGCGUCACUGCAACUUAUAUCUCCAAAGCAUCGUUGUUAAUGGGCAGAUGUUGCCCAUUGAUCCAGUAGUGUUUGUGACGUCAACUCAUCAUGGGACAAUUGUUGAUAGUGGAACAAAUAUGGUAUACAUCACCGAAAAAGCUUACGAUCCCCUUGUCAAUGCUGUUACCAGUGUUGUCUCCCACUCUGCAACUCCGAGAAUACAUAGUGGACGUCAAUGUUACUUAAUCGGUUCCAGUGUAUCUCAUAUAUUUCCGCUAGUGAGUUUUAGUUUUGUGGGUGGAGCUUCGUUGGUAAUAAAACCACAAGAAUACCUUAUUGUUUCAGAUGAGGGUAUUGGGAUGUGGUGUCUAGGAUUUCUGAAGAAUAAUGGACAAACAAUUUUAGGAGAACUCAUUUUGAAAGACAAGAUUUUCGUGUACGAUAUGGAUAAUGGACGGGUUGGAUGGGUUGAUUACAAUUGCUCAUUAGUAACAAAUAUUUCUCUAUCUAACAAAGACUUCGCAAGCCCCAGCCAAUCGAACUUAAGUAGUUCUUAUAGAGACUUGUCCUUGGAGUUGUGGCCUCCAGCCAUUGCAGCUCUCUUGUGCACGUGUUGGGUCUUAUUGAUAGUUAGCUAUUAG
This is a messenger RNA of Linum trigynum, 1200 nucleotides long. The record is from the annotation of a GenBank genome assembly. Lineage: Eukaryota; Viridiplantae; Streptophyta; Magnoliopsida; Malpighiales; Linaceae.